CAUUCCUAGAAGCAUAUAACAUCAUGUAAUAACUUUUGCUCAAAAUUGAAGAGCCACCUUCAAGUAUUGAUCUCUAUUAACCUAAAAUUGUGCACAGAAACUGUCAAAGGAUUAUUAACAUUAGGGGCACUAACAUACUUUUCGAUCAAAUAUUUAUCUUAAGGAUCCUGAUUCGCCUCACACACAAGGUCAGGCUCCCAAAUGGAAGAUUUUUUAUCUAAUGGAAUAGUUGAAAAUGUUUCGAAAAGAGGGGAAAUAUAUACCCUUUCUCUGAUAAAUCUAAUAUCAAAUCAUCAACCAAUAUCUCGCCAAAAUUGAACAUGUUUUUUUAGGGUACCGUUGGUCCGGAAGACUAACCAGCGGCGAAUCCCGAUCCGUAUGAAGCUCCGUAGGGGCCUCGAUAAAGCCGGCGCCCCUGCUGACUGACUGAUGCCUGGACGGCCUGACUUCGAUAAAAGUAGCCUCCAUGACCUUUCGGUAAAAGCUCGAACGUAGUCAGACCUACGGCCAAACGACCUGUCUCGUGAAGAAGACAUUUCCCCUUUAGAGCACGACUGUCUGCUUUGUGAAUUUUAGUCUCAUCACCAGAGUCACUGGCUACUGGAUUACUUUCACAUUGUCGGGCAGUUUCCAUGCCCCUAGAAGAAGACUCAGAUAUGCGAAUAAGUAUAUUGCCCUUAUGCACCUUGUCAAAACGUUCCUUGGGCUGCUACUGACAAUAUUCAGGCUUAAAAUGCGCUGAAACCCAGAGUGACUGCUUGGCGAAAUCUUCAAUCUGCAAUUUAUUGCCUGGAUAUUUCCAAGAUAUGUCUGUUCCUGAUUUUGAUUUCUUAAAGGCCUAGUUAAAGGAAUGUUUGGCAUCAUGAUCCCCUGCUGUGCAUCCCCUGUUAAAUGCACUGGUGUCACAGUAGGGGCCAAUUUCAUGUGUAUUUGUUUAUUGGCACAGGGCCAUUACAGGCCGACUCUUUCUACAAUAAAACUUGAACUGCACAGAAGGAUUCCCAGAUCAGAGAUCCGAUGGACAGCACAAGGCAAUAAAGCUGCCUCCAAUACAAUUCGACUGGUUGGUGGUUCAAACCAGUACAAUGGGCGUGUCGAGAUUUUACACGACGGGGCAUGGGGUACAGUCUGUGACGAUGAGUUUACCGACACAAAUGCCCUCGUUGUGUGCAAGAUGUUAAACUACCCUACAGCUGGCGCAAAGGCUAUAACAAAUCUCAUAGACCUCCCAAUUGCGCCAUCCCAGAUCUGGCUUGACCAAUUCAGGUGUACGGGAUGUGAGCAGAGCAUCGUAGAUUGUUUACAUCUCUUGCCAUGGGGCUCACAUGACUGUCUCCAUAACGAGGAUGUGGGUGUUGUGUGCUCCUCAACUGCCUCCAAUACUGAUAUAAGACUGAUUGGUGGGUCAAAUCAGUACAGUGGACGUGUUGAGAUAUUCCACAACGAUAUAUGGGGUACAGUCUGUAAUAAUGAGCUUGACGACACAAAUGCCGCCGUUGUGUGCAGGAUGCUGAACUUACCAACAGCGGGUGCCCGUGUUAUUACAAAUCUCAUAGGCUACCCAACUGCUCCAGUCCAGAUCUGGCUUGCCGAUGUCUCUUGUUCAGGAUGUGAGAAGAGCUUCGACGAUUGUUAUCAUUCCAAUUUAUUGGACUCACAUAACUGUUCUCAUAACGAGGAUGUCGGUGUCGUUUGCCCCUCUCUGUCUGCAGACGAGCCAACAAGCAUAGCUUCGACAGUAAGAACUGUUUCGAUAAUUACACCAACUAACAAUGAGAGCUCGAAUAUUGUUCUUCUUGUUAUUCCGACGGCCGUCAGUUGCAGUCUCGUGUUAUGUCUUCUUGUUGGCGGACUGGUUUAUUGCAAACAAACAGGUAUACACUGUUUUUUGCAUCGACAACAACAGGAAAAUAGAGAAAGUUGUCAACAAAAUUUGAGGAAUAAAUCACAAUCUGGAGAAUGUUCGCAGGUGCAAAACUCCACCAACAUUAAUGAAUGCAACGUCGGCGUUGAAGAGAAUGCAACUAUAGGUGUAAAUAAUGAAAUUGGAAUGCCUAUGGAAAUCCCUCUUGACCAACUCGAAGAUACAAACGGAAAUGAAAUGGAUAGCAACGAUUCGGACAUCAGAAUUGUUACAAAUUGUGCUCUUGAUGGUGCAGAGGGCUGUUAAAUAAUGAGCAAAGUUUAGGAAAGCAGAAUUCAUGCAUGCUUAAUGGCGAUUUCCUCUCGCAAGAGGUGCAAAAAUAACUAGAAGAGGGCUAUAUCGUAUUAAACUUUUAUAAUAAGCCAUUGGUUUUAAUAGCUUACUCAUAGAAUCAAUGAACUUAAAUAGUUUUAUGCCAUAUCUUCUGCAUGUUUUCAUAUUCAUUGUUGAGAUUGUGUCCACAGUAUCGCUUUUGUUUUCAUAUCAAAUUGGAUUCAAUAUUUGAUAGCAGAUUUUGUAAAUAUCCACAAAAAGCCAAUAAUCGAAGAGCGAUAAUA
Messenger RNA from Mya arenaria, 2481 nucleotides. Its product is annotated as CD5 antigen-like. Gene Ontology annotation, cellular component: membrane. Lineage: Eukaryota; Metazoa; Mollusca; Bivalvia; Myida; Myidae. The record is from RefSeq and is a predicted model, not a curated record. Bases 851 to 2170 code for a protein of 439 amino acids. The transcript has 8 exons.